This is a messenger RNA of Cyanidioschyzon merolae strain 10D, 489 nucleotides long. RefSeq names its product 60S ribosomal protein L21. The record is from RefSeq and is a predicted model, not a curated record. Lineage: Eukaryota; Rhodophyta; Bangiophyceae; Cyanidiales; Cyanidiaceae. Gene Ontology annotation, molecular function: structural constituent of ribosome. Gene Ontology annotation, cellular component: cytosolic large ribosomal subunit; ribosome. Gene Ontology annotation, biological process: translation. The transcript has a single exon. The coding region runs from base 1 to 489 and encodes 162 amino acids.
AUGGUGCGCUCACAUGGACUGCGUAGUAACACCCGCGACAAGUUCGCGAAACCGUUUCGAGGUCAUGGGAAACCUUUGCCCUCCAAGUACUUGACCACCUACAAAGUCGGGGAGUACGUUGACAUCGCAGCUGACUCGUCGAUUCACAAGGGCAUGCCGCACAAGUUCUACCACGGACGCACUGGGCGCGUGUUCGAUGUAACACCGCGAUCCAUCGGGGUCGAGGUCAAUAAGGAGGUGAACGGGCGGAUCCUAGUGAAGCGCAUUCACGUACGGGUUGAACACGUGCGACCGUCCCGCUGUCAGGAGGCUUUCAAGGCGCUCGUGCGAGCCCGGGACGCUGCGCGCAGAGCUGCACGAGCAGCCGGCGAGCCCAAGGUUAUACACGAGAAGCGACAGCCUGCUGGCCCGCGACCUGCACGUGUCGUACAAGUGGGUGCAGGCGGUAUCAAGCACCUGGAAGCAAAGCCGUAUGAGUUCAUCUGCUAG